Molecule: messenger RNA, 859 nt
Organism: Caenorhabditis auriculariae
Lineage: Eukaryota; Metazoa; Nematoda; Chromadorea; Rhabditida; Rhabditidae
Source: the annotation of a GenBank genome assembly
AUGCCAAACUUCGUCGAGUGUCCCCACUGUUUCCGUCUCUAUUCGCGACACUCAUUGGCCAUUCACGCUGGAAAAUGUCUCGAAAACACAGAACGCGACGUCCCUCCGUCCAUGGCGAGCACGACGAAAAAGAAAAAGACGAAGAAGCCGGCUCUGGAGCGUCCAAGGACUCGUUCUCUGUCUCGCAAAAGAUAUGCAGAAGGUGAAAUUUUUAUAUGGAAAUGAUUUGACACAACUUUGAACACUGCAGACUUGCUCCAUGUUUGCACUGUGUGUGGUAACGAGUUUGAAGCUUCCAGUAUUACCGAACACAAAGAGAGAUGUAUCGAAGGUAUCAUUUAAAAAAGAACUUUGACGUGAAAAUUGACCAUUUUUUAUUCAUUUUUGUGAGUUAUUGUUAUCGGAAAAUAUCAGACAUCUAUGAAGGGAUUUCAAAUUGACAUUCUUACUCAUUUACGCCCUCACAUUUAGGCUGCGUAACAUUUCUAGCUUACGGUCUCCGAUGAUUUGAAAAAAGUAGUUCUCUAGAAAAAACAGAAAGAGUAGUUUUCUGAGAAAAUACUAUGUUACGUGGGAAUCUGAGCUUAACGAGUAGCUUAAAAAUGAGUUUUUUUUUUUAGCGUGGAAAGAAAAAGCAAAGGAGCUCUCGGGUAGGUUCAGCGUGACGCCACCGCAGGAGCUUCUGGUGCCUUCUGUGGACGGCACGACGGACGUCGCCCGUGAGAACGAACACGCUCGGCGACAGUCGCAGUUCGCCCAGAUUGCGCGAUGUCUAAACUGCAACGCGCGUGUCUCCUUCGCAGAAGCCAGUGCCCACCAAUGCGUUCGUUUCGAACCUUUAGUUGAGUUCUACUUCUAG